UGGCCCCGCCCACCGGUUGCCACGUCCGUGCGGCGCGUGCGGCGGGGCCGGCGCGCGCGGGUCUGUGUGCAGCCAUGAUGCCCGUGGCCACCGUCAUGCCCGAUGACACGCCCAUGUUCGACCCCAGCAUCCUGCAGGAGCUGGACUGGAGUGAGAACACCACCACCUUCUCUCCUGCCAUUUCUCCACUGGAUCCAGGGGAUGGGCUGGUCCUGAGGCCACUUUGCACAGCUGAUGUAAAUCGAGGCUUUUUUAAGGUUCUGGGUCAGCUGACAGAAACAGGAGUGGUGAGCCCGGAGCAGUUCAUCAAAACCUUUGAGCACAUGAAGAGGUCUGGGGAUUACUACGUGACCGUGGUGGAGGACACCAACCUGGGCCAGAUCGUGGCCACAGCAACGCUGGUUAUAGAGCAUAAAUUCACCCACUCCUGUGCCAAGAGAGGCAGGAUAGAGGAUGUGGUGGUCAGCGGGGAGUGCAGGGGGAAGCAGCUCGGAAAACUAUUAACGUCCACCCUCACCUUGCUAAGUAAGAGACUGAACUGUUACAAAAUCACUUUGGAGUGUCUGCCCAAAAAUGUGGAUUUCUACAAGAAGUUUGGCUACUUGGUAUCUGAUGAGAACUACAUGUUUCAACGGUUCUUUAAUUAACAAUUUGAGGUGUUCUGGGUUCUUUUUUUUUUCUUGGAAAGACUGUUGGUGGAGGAGCUUGUGCUGCAAACAUUCUCUCCGUGGAAAAUUUCUAUAGUUUAUUGCUGCAGAUAUAACAAUCCCUAUAAAUAAUGAACAUCAAAUGUGUAAA
Messenger RNA from Melospiza georgiana, 798 nucleotides. It is a transcript of the gene GNPNAT1, whose product is annotated as glucosamine-phosphate N-acetyltransferase 1. The record is from RefSeq and is a predicted model, not a curated record. Gene Ontology annotation, biological process: UDP-N-acetylglucosamine biosynthetic process. Gene Ontology annotation, molecular function: glucosamine 6-phosphate N-acetyltransferase activity; monosaccharide binding. Gene Ontology annotation, cellular component: Golgi apparatus; endoplasmic reticulum; endoplasmic reticulum-Golgi intermediate compartment. Lineage: Eukaryota; Metazoa; Chordata; Aves; Passeriformes; Passerellidae. The coding region runs from base 75 to 647 and encodes 190 amino acids. The transcript is spliced from 6 exons.